AGAAAUCUCGGUGCUGGCGGAUGCCUGGACCGUACUAGCUAAAAGUUCUUGAAUCCUUGAUAGAAGUGGAAAAAAACAUCACGAGUUUUUACAAAGAGAAUAUAAUCACUACGUUCAAAUUUUAAAAAAUUACAUUGUUUUUUGUGAAUUGCGAGAAUUCAAGUGAUAAAAUCAUGGCUAACUGGGGAGCAAUUGGUUCAAUUAUAUUGCCUAAUGUAGGAGGGUGGGCUAAUGGGUUAUACUUUGCGGGCCAAAUCCGCAAAGAUGAGAAGAAGGCCUGGUAUGAUGAACUAAAGAAACCCUCAUGGAAUCCUCCCAAGUGGGUGUUUGGACCAGCCUGGACCACUCUGUACUGUGGAAUGGGCUAUGCAUCAUACUUGGUCUAUGAAGAAUGUGGUGGCCUCACAGAGGAUGCUGUAUUGCCUCUAUCAUUGUAUGGUGGUCAGCUUCUACUGAACUGGGCGUGGACGCCCAUAUUCUUUGGCCUUAAAGACUUUAAAUUGGCGUUCAUAGAGAUAUCAGUAUUGGGCGGCGCUGCUAUCGCCACGACGGUGUCUUUCGCCAGAGUGAACAAGACUGCGGCCGGCUUGAUGCUGCCUUACCUGGCGUGGCUGGCGUACGCCUCGUCCCUCUCAUACUACAUAUGGAAGAACAACCCCAAAACGGAGGAUAAGAAGGAAUAGAAUGCACCUAAAAUCAACCAGAAUCAAAAAUAUAGACACGGAGCCAGUGGUAAAAUUUGCCUUAGUAUUCCUCUCGUAUGAUGAGAGUAAAUGUUUCUUCGACUUGAUUAAUACUAUAUUAUUAAAAUUAAGGUAUUUAAUGUGCAAUAUGGAUAAAGUGUAAGUUUGUUAUUGGUUUAUUUUGGAAUAUUUAAUUUUGUUUACUAUAUUGAUAAUACUUAAAAGCACAAAAUAUUAUAAAAAAGUUAUCAACAGUAUUGUAAGUCUAAGUGUCCUUGUACUUCAUUCCAAUGUUGCAUUUAGUGUAAGUAGUUAUAGUCUUCAGCUCUUUGACUAAACGUAAGCUUUUUAGCUAUUUAUGUGAAAUCCUUAUAUUUAUCGUACUUUAUUAGAUAAUAAAUACUUUACUGA
This is a messenger RNA of Leptidea sinapis, 1094 nucleotides long. RefSeq names its product translocator protein-like. Bases 174 to 683 code for a protein of 169 amino acids. The transcript is spliced from 5 exons. Gene Ontology annotation, cellular component: mitochondrial outer membrane. The record is from RefSeq and is a predicted model, not a curated record. NCBI's taxonomy places the organism in Eukaryota, Metazoa, Arthropoda, Insecta, Lepidoptera, Pieridae.